Triticum urartu is the source of this 1350-nucleotide messenger RNA. RefSeq names its product B3 domain-containing protein Os03g0212300-like. The record is from RefSeq and is a predicted model, not a curated record. Gene Ontology annotation, molecular function: DNA binding. Lineage: Eukaryota; Viridiplantae; Streptophyta; Magnoliopsida; Poales; Poaceae.
GAUCAAUGGCGGUCUCCAACACCUCGAAAAUAGAUCAGUGAUAAUUGCGCGGUCUUUUUCUUCCUCCCACAAACUGCCACUGGUUCUUCCUACACCCCACUUUGCUCUCGCUCGGCCACAGCCCCAAGCAGCAGUCCACCCUCGCUCGCAGGCAGCCGCUGUCAAGUGGGGGUGAUCCAGGCCGCCACCGCCGGCUGCCCUCUAUCACGCCGGCCGGGGGUCCGCCGGCCGCUUCCACCAGGCAAGAGAGACGUGAGAUGGACGGCGUGGAAGGUUUUCAGUUCUUUCAGAUCAUCCUCGAGAACUCCUCGAGCAGGCUGAGGCUGCCUGACAAGUUUACGAGGGUGCUGCUAGAAGGCGGCAAGCCCCAGGAAGUGAAGCUGCGGGAUGCCGGCCACGGGCGUCGUUUCUGGGACGUGAAGGUGGUGCUGGACGCCGACGGCCACAUGUACCUAGGGCGCGGCUGGGAGCAGUUCGCCCGCGCCCACGACCUGCGGCUCGGCUACUUCCUCGUCUUCAGCUUCGACGGCGACGCCGUGCUCACCGUCAAGGUGUUCGACGUCAGCAUGUGCCGCAGGCACUACCAGCACGACGGUGACACCAGCAGUGGGAGCAGCAGCGACGGCGACAGUGGCAGCGACGGCGAAGGUGGCAGCAGCGACGGCGACGGUGGCGGCAACAGCAGCAGCAUGGCGGUGAUGGGGGUCGACGACGGGCCGGCGUCGCUGUUCACCGUCAUGCUGAGGGAGUGCAACCUGGGCGUGAGGCAGAAGCAGUACCUGAACGUGCCGGUGGAGUUCCAGAACGCGCACGGGUACGCGGAGAGGAGCAAGGUGGAGCUGCGGAUGCGCGGCAAGUCGUGGUUCGUGAACCUGAAGCACAGCCCCCGGGAGCGCGGCAGGCCCCGCGCGUCGCUCAGGUACGGGUGGCACCAGUUCUGCGUCGACAACGGCCUCGGCGUCGGCGACACCUGCUUCUUCCGAGCUCUCGGCGAAGGCAGCGCCGGCGAGGUCCACGUUCUCAAGGUGGAGGUGAGGAGGCGAGACGGCAGCUACGUUGACUGAGGCGCCCGCGGUGGCUGCCGGCCUCCGGCUCAUCAGCCUGGUUGGCCGGCGUGAGACCUCGUCCGUGGCCAUCGGCGGGCACGACUCAGUGCGUUACGGAGUAUUAUGCUUGCUCAAUAAUAAUUGUAAGACCUUAAUUCUCGGUAGUUCGACUGAUGGUGCUACUAGCAGCCUGGAUGAUGAAAUUGUUCUUGUUGAGAUUGUGGCAGGAUGAGUGGCAUCUUGUUAAUCCCCCACUCAGUGCUACAGAGUCAUUUUUAUCAAACUUUUGCAUGUGGAAGGAAUA